AUGACUUUGCCUAUGUCCUCCAGUGCCGAGUCAACGGAAGCCCCCAGCCAGCUUCAAGCCAACCUUGCCCCAGUCGCCCUGAAAUAUGUUGCCCUCCCCGUCCCUCUUCCUGCUUCAGACACAAUGCCAAUCUCCCUCACCGCAUCAGAAGGCAUGCGACCGCCCUGCCGCCGCUGCCUCCUCGACGCCAGUCCCGGCGAGAUCCUGAAUCUCAUUGCUUACGACCCAUUCCCAGCCGACAGCAUCACACCGUACCGUGGCACAGGGCCGAUCUUCGUCCACGCCCACGACUGCGGUCUCUUUAAAGGCGAAGUCUUGCCUGAACGGCAGUUGAGCCGACAAUUGUCAGUAAGGGCGUACAACAUGAACCACAUGAUGGUGGCGGCGGAGGUGGUUGAGGGCAGUGACUUUGAGAGCACAGCGGGUGGAAUGUUGGCGGAUGAGCAAGCCGCGUAUAUCAAUGUGCAUAAUGCGAAGCCAGGAUGUUUUGCCGUCAGAGUCGAGCGAGCAUAA
Messenger RNA from Exophiala bonariae, 513 nucleotides. RefSeq lists its product as uncharacterized. The transcript has a single exon. NCBI's taxonomy places the organism in Eukaryota, Fungi, Ascomycota, Eurotiomycetes, Chaetothyriales, Herpotrichiellaceae. The record is from RefSeq and is a predicted model, not a curated record. Bases 1 to 513 code for a protein of 170 amino acids.